AUGGCUUACAGAUUAUUAUUCCGUAAUUAUCAUUUCAAAGAAGUAGAAACUAAGUGGCAGCAACUUUGGAGAAAUAAUCCUAUACAAAAAAGGAACGGAGAAAAGUUCUAUUGUCUUUCUAUGUUUCCUUAUCCCUCUGGAAAUCUGCAUAUAGGGCAUGUAAGGGUAUAUGCUAUAAGUGAGGCUAUUGCAUUAUUUGAACAUUUAAAAGGAAAAAAUGUACUUCAUCCAAUGGGUUGGGACGCUUUUGGACUCCCUGCAGAAAAUGCGGCAAAAGAAAAAAACAUUGAACCGCAUUUAUGGACAUUUCAAAACAUCUUUCAAAUGAGGAAACAAAUGGACAGCCUUGGACUAAGAUUUGAUUGGGAUAGAGAAGUAUGAACGUGCAUGCCAGACUACUAUAGGUGAACCCAGUGGCUGUUUCUUUUACUAUUUAAAAAAGGACUUGCAUAUAAGACUGAAGGGUAUUUGAACUGAGACCCAAUAGAUCAGACUGUACUCGCAAAUGAGCAAGUUGAUGAAAACGGAAGGGCAUGAAGAUCAGGAGCUCUUGUUGAAAGAAAACCUAUGAGACAAUGAUACUUUAAAAUCACAGAAUAUGCAGAUGAGCUACUUAAAGGGCUUGAUAAACUUCAAUGGCCUGAUUAUGUAAAAGAAAUGCAAAGAGGCUGGAUUGGGAAAACCAAAGGAUUUGCUAUUAAUUUUGCUAUAAAAGAAACAGAUGAAAAUCUGUCAGCAUUUACUACAAACAUUGAAGGCAUUUUAGGGACAACUUUUAUACUAGUUUCUCCUGAGCAUCCUAUAUUAGCAAAGAUGAAUCUUAAUGAAGAAGAAAAAAAAUUCUUAGAAACUAUCAGAAAAAAGCCAGAAACUACGAGAAAAAUUGGAACUCAAAUCAUAGUGAUUUCUAGCCAUAAAGCAAUUCAUCCAGUAACUAAUGAAGAAAUUCCAAUUGCUAUAGCUGAAUAUGUUCUUAUGGUAAAUUAUAAUUAGACUCAAGGAACUGGGUGCAAAAUGGGAAUUCCAGGCCAUGACGAUAAAGACUUAAAAGCUGUGACAGGCUCACCUAUUGAUGUAAAAAAAGUUUUUGAUAAAGAUAAACUAAUAAACUGUGGAGAAUUCACUGGACUUUCAAUUUCUGAAGCAAUUCCCAGACUCAAAGAAAUUUUGAAGUCCAAGGACGCAAUUUCUCCUAAAGCUUGCUAUAAUUUGCGUGAUUGGCUGGUUUCUCGUCAAAGAUAUUGGGGUGUUCCUAUACCUAUGAUUAACUGUAUCAUUCACGGUCAUGUUCCAAAUUACAGACUUCCAGUUAUGCUUCCACAAAAAGGAGACGAUUUAGUUGAAUGGAGAACUGAGAGAUGCCCUUAUUGUGGAACCCCAGGUGGAAAAGAAAUAGACACUUUAGACACUUUUGUGGACUCUUCAUGGUAUUAUUUAAGAUAUGCAGACCCUGGAAAUGACUUUGAUAUUUUUGAUAGAGAAAAAGCUAAAAAGUGGCUGCCUGUCGAUCUAUAUAUCGGUGGUAGUGAGCAUGCAAUUAUGCAUUUAUUAUAUGCAAGAUUUAUCCAUAAAGUCCUUAGAGAUGAAGGCUAUUUAGCUUGUGAUGAGCCUUUUUCAAAUCUACUUACACAAGGGCUGGUGCUAGGCAAAACUUACAAAAAAGAUGGAAAAUACAUAACAGCAGAAGAAGCAACAAAUUUAGAAGGAGUCGAAAUUACUCAUGAAAAAAUGUCAAAAAGCAAGAAAAAUGGAAUAAAUCCUUUAGAAAUUUAUAGAGAGAGUAUUAAUUAGAGAGGGUAAAAGCGGGGUUUAUUUCAGCCCCUGAUCCAGUCGAGCUCCAGCUUCACGCUCAAUGUGGCGCUAGUCACCAAAGCCACCUAACGCCCUUUUUUGUCGACGUCAUCAAAAAUGGUGACGUCGACAUCUUUCGGGGAGACUCACCCGAGACCCUGCUUGGACCAAAAAAACUUCAGCAAAGGACUCUCUUAACCCCUGGUAGUGCUCAGGGUAUGAGGGAAACGUCCAAAGCCUCCUUCUGGAACUACCUCUCCGCCAAUUACAGGCAGCAUAAUGCUCCUCCAGAAGUGCCUGCUUGGUAUUGCGCCGUCGGUCUUUCGUCUGUGGGUCGAGGAGAGGCCCAGUCAGCCCAAACCUGCUCCCACCCCGGAAAUCACACCCCAUCAGACCCCGUGGCCCUUCGGGGCCACCAUUUUAUUAAAUGACCCCGAGUUUUGGAAAACUCCUGUUUUUCUGUCGGACUGCGGCCUUCGCCAUCAUGGAUGGUGAAAUUUUUUAGAAAUUAUAGAAGAAUGGGGAGCUGACGUAUUAAGAUUAGCUAUUUUAUUUUCAGCACCUAGUGAAAGUCAAAUAGAAUGGGAUGGGGGGUUACUAAAAACUAUGAAAAAAUGGCUAGGGAAUAUAUGAAAUAUAGUAGAAGGAGAACUAGCAGAAAAUGAUGAAGAAGACUACUCAAAAUGAUUAAAUGGAGUCACAAGAUCAUUUGAGAAUAAAAAACUGCAUGUAGUCAUUGCAAGACUUAUGGAGCACACAGAAACGGUUAAAACAAAGCCUACUAAGCAAAACCUUAAAAUUCUGCUUAUAAUUUUGCAUCCAUUUGCUCCCCAUUUUACAGCAGAAGCAUACACAAAAAUUUUCAAUAAAGAUAUCACGAAUGAGAAAUGGCCAAUAGAAGCACUUACUAUAAAGAAAAAACAUUAA
Blepharisma stoltei is the source of this 2718-nucleotide messenger RNA. The record is from the annotation of a GenBank genome assembly. Lineage: Eukaryota; Ciliophora; Heterotrichea; Heterotrichida; Blepharismidae.